GGAAUGAGACUCCAGUGAUCCUAGCAUGUCUUUCAAGAAGGAAACUCCCUUAGCCAACGCUGCAUUUUGGGCAGCCAAAAAGGGGAACCUGGCUCUCCUGCAGCUGUUGCUGAACAGUGGUCGUGUAGAUGUUGACUGUAAAGAUAGCCAUGGAACCUCGGCUCUGAUGGUGGCCUCCUACAGUGGCCAUUAUGACUGCGUGAGGGAACUGAUCAUGCAAGGGGCAGACAUCAACCUGCAGAGGGAGACAGGUUCUACAGCCCUGUUCUUCGCAGCACAGCUGGGGCAUGAUGAGAUCAUCAAGCUCCUGUUUGAGUUUGGAGCUUCCACAGAAUAUCAGACCAAGGAUGGUGGCACGGCCCUAUGUGCUGCCUGCCAGAGUGGUCAUUCCAAAGUAGUGGAAACACUGCUCAAGAACGGAGCUAACAUCCAUGAUCAGCUCAGCGAUGGCGCAACUCCUCUGUUCUUAGCCUCUCAAGAAGGUCAUGUGACCAUCGUCCGUCAGCUGUUGUCAUCUGGAGCCAAAGUAAACCAGCCUCGGGAGGAUGGUACCACACCCCUGUGGAUAGCAGCCCAGAUGGGACACAGUGAAGUUGUGAAAGUUCUGCUACUACGUGGUGCAGACCGAGAGGCUGAGAGAAACGAUGGCUCUACUGCGCUUUUUAAAGCGGCACACAAUGGACACUGCAAUGUCAUAGAGGAGCUUCUGAAAUUCAGCCCAUCUCUUGGUCUUCUGAAGAAUGGUUCCACAGCUCUUCAUGCUGCAGUCAUGGGUGGAGAUCCAAAAACUGUGAUGCUUUUGCUAAAAGCGAAUGCUGAUCCUACUUUACGUAAUACGAAUAAUGACCUACCAGGGGACCUCACAAAGAACGAGCGCAUCCUGAGGUUUCUUCGGCCGCCUAUCUUAAAUGGACAAAGUUGAUGACUGUUCCUCUUGGCCCUUAGAGUUUUAUAGCGAUUUUGUUUUUUGUGGCCGGAGAAAAUGCACUACACGAAGCCAAAAUAGAAAGUACACUCAUAGCAUUUUGUAUUGGUGCUUGCUUCUAUUUACAAGAAAUUCAUAAUUGAGCAAAUAAUAAUAAUAAUAAUAAU
Molecule: messenger RNA, 1092 nt
Organism: Tachysurus fulvidraco (yellow catfish)
Lineage: Eukaryota; Metazoa; Chordata; Actinopteri; Siluriformes; Bagridae
Gene: ankrd29
Product: ankyrin repeat domain 29
Exons: 10
Coding region: 26-922 (298 amino acids)
Molecular function (GO): protein binding
Source: RefSeq, a predicted model, not a curated record